AUGUCUUGGUCAUCGAAGAAACACAUUAGUUGGAAAUUUAUAUGCUCAAGUCACCGAUCAUUUACUGUCCAUAUAUUUCAGACGCAAGAGUUUCAGAUGGAGAUGACGUGUGAGGGAUGUUCAAAUGCUGCCAGACGAGUGCUGGGAAAACUUGGAGUAAGUGAAUCUGAUAUUCAAACAGAUCUACAGGCGCAGAAAGUAACAGUGACCUCGACUUUCAGUAAAGAAAAACUUCUGGAAACUUUACAGAAAACUGGGAAAAAGGUCUCCUUUAUAGGAGUUAAAAACUAGUUGUCCUGUGUAGAGAUACUCACACUGCAGAUACAGUCUCAAGCUUUCCUGGAUUUUUUCAAUGUUAGGUUACUUCAUGUUGGCCUUGUUUUCAUAAGCAAACAUUUAAAGGUAUACCAGACCCAAAUUUUACUU
This is a messenger RNA of Mercenaria mercenaria, 426 nucleotides long. RefSeq names its product copper transport protein ATOX1-like. Gene Ontology annotation, biological process: copper ion transport. Gene Ontology annotation, molecular function: metal ion binding; copper chaperone activity. The transcript has 4 exons. The coding region runs from base 1 to 291 and encodes 96 amino acids. Lineage: Eukaryota; Metazoa; Mollusca; Bivalvia; Venerida; Veneridae. The record is from RefSeq and is a predicted model, not a curated record. Gene Ontology annotation, cellular component: cytosol.